Molecule: messenger RNA, 1031 nt
Organism: Kockovaella imperatae
Lineage: Eukaryota; Fungi; Basidiomycota; Tremellomycetes; Tremellales; Cuniculitremaceae
Exons: 9
Coding region: 269-787 (172 amino acids)
Cellular component (GO): membrane
Molecular function (GO): serine-type endopeptidase activity
Source: RefSeq, a predicted model, not a curated record
CUUGGGGCCUGUUGGUGACUGGUUCACUUGGGAGAAGCUCGAGAGGUCUAUCCCGGGAGUGGUGGAAGGUUGCUCCGUGUCACAUUAGCACAAAGCCAGCAAUCCGAACCUUUUACCUCAACAUGGUGCUCUUUGGCGAUCAUGGACUCCUUCUACGGCACCUAUACGCCGAUCACUAUCGACAUCCUCCGUAUCCUCCUUAUGGUUUGGACCUUCCGGUCCGAAUGGAAACCAGUACCCCGUUCACUCCGAGUUCAAAAAGGCAUUAAUGAACUCGACAUUGGAAGGGUCAAAGACCAAAUCUGAAGCGAAUAUCCUUCUCCGCAACACACCAAGCUACGCGCUUGGGAGCUUGAUUCGACGCAUGAUCAUCUUCAUUCUCGGUAUCGGUGUCGCUUGGGCAGUCGCCGAUACAUUGUCGUUCUUUGGAUAUGGUGAUAUGGUCAAAGUCAUGCAAGCUCAUUUCACGAUCUCUCGAGAAAACUUACAAGAAGGAAGAGUGUGGACAAUCUUCACUUCCAUCGUAUCUCAUCGAGAUACUAUGUCACUCCUGGCCAACUGUCUAGGCCUGCUCGGUAUAUCGUUCCUUCUUGCUGAGACAAUACCACUCCACUGGACCUCUAGAAAUGCCGUCUCUGUAUUCCUGGGCCUGGGGAUCGGCGCGCUCGCAGCUUCAGCGGCGGUUCUCUACCUUGCUCCUGUGCCUCGUGAUGGACCCAAAGGGAGAACGAAGACAUAUCAAGGUGCUUCCGGAUUCAUCUGCUCCGUUUUCGGUAGGUUCCAUUGAAGGCGUUAUGACGAUGCAAGCACAGUUGAUCGGCGGAUCUCAGCUGGUAUUGCCAACUUUGGCUCGCACAGAGGAAUAGCUCGACCACCGGGGCGGCUAGGUCAGCUCAUCGGACUCCGCGUCCCGCUCAGGAGAUCCGUUCUCGCGUUGAGGCUGCUUGUUCUUUACGAAGCAUGGCAGCUUGUCAAGAGCUCAAAGGACAACAGAAUCAAGCAUAUCGGCCGGUUUGGCGGGCUGGCAUUUG